GUGGGCGGUUUCUACAAACAUUAUAAGAGUGAAAGCACGCUCCAGCUUCUGCAAUACAAGCGUAAAGAGACGUCUGCAUGUAAACAGACAGCCAAUAUCCUGCCCAUUUAUCCAAGGAGGCGCUGUAGGAUUUUACAACAAGUUGAGAAGAUCAUAGGAAUACCGUAGUCCCCAUAUCCAGUCUUGAAAAGGAAAUGCAUACAUCUUUGUCUGUGGCCGUUUAGAAACGUUCCCUUUAUUUGCUGCUGCGGUUAACCUUGCACCAUAUGGGACCUUUACUAACAGAUAUGCCGCUGGUGGCAUCCUUCGUCGACUCGCGAUCAGAAGGCAGCGGCACGUCUUUCUCCGGCGAGGACUGCCCAAGCCCAUCUGAAUCGGAGAGAGGAGGACAGAAAGGAGUGAGAGUGGACCGGAGAGGUAAAAGAAGAGUGAAGAACAGAGACGCUGCCAGGAAGAGCAGGAAAAAACAGACGGAGAGAGCAGACAUUCUCCACCAGGAGCUACAGACCGCGGAAAGUGCUAACUUAGCUCUAGCGAAGGAGAUUGCUGGUCUGAGAAGAGAGUUCCGGCUCUACACAGCCACGCUGGAGCAACAUGAACCUCUCUGCCCCCUCCGGCCCUCCUCUAGACCCGCCAAAGCCACCUGCUGCCAGAACCCGUCCCCCUCCGCGUCAUCUAUUGCCCCUGUGACUACCCCGGCACCCGCUGUGUCCCCUCAAACUACCCCGGCACCCGCUGUGUCCCCUCAAACUACCCCGGGCUCUCUUCUUACCCCAGUAACUGGAGGGCAGAGGGCUUGUUUACCUGCCCCUGCCUCUUUACCACUCUCCACUCUCGUCACUGUUCCUUCAACUGCCCAUGUGACUAACCCCUACCCUUUGCUUUCCACUCUAUAUUCCCCAAUAUCUAAUAUUGCCUCUCUGAUUGCCCCAAACAAUCUUUGUGGCUCUCUAAUUACCCCAAUAGCUAAUAUUUCCCCUCUAACUACCCCAAUAAAUAAUCUUGCCCAUCCAACAACCCCAAUAACUAAUCUUGCCCCUCCAACUAUCCCUGCCCCUACUCUGUCAUCCAACUCCUACCCUUUGACCCCGUACCCUCUGAACUUGUCUACCCCAGCCAUUGAACCCCCAAUAGAAUUUUCCCUCUCCGACAUCCUGGACAGUCCUGAUUGGCUCUGCGACCUUCCAUCACCCACCUGGGGCGAGUUCUAAUGGACCGAUCACACUGUUUGGCGAUUGGUUGAAAUCAGCCGAUGGUUAUCGCCUCUGACCACAGAACAUCACUACUGAUUUUCUGGCAAUUUCCUGACGAAUCUCCACGUUGAAUCUCCACUGUCCAUCGGCAGACAACCACCAGGUGAUCUACAGCCAACGUCUGUGAUGAUGUGUCUUUCGUGGGGUAAGAUUCCUGGCACCCUAUGAAAGACUAAUUUAGGUUUCUGUAGAGAAGAACAGAAAGACACUUAAAGUUUGUGGACUCUGGUGUUUGGUACAUGUAUAUACCAAGCACAUGUAAUGGUUGUUCACAUCUUGUGAGGAAUUCUGUAGCUGUUAUGUUGAUUUACUGUUUGUGUUUUUGAAUAACCGGCCCUGUUCAUUGGUCAUAACAGCCUAUUGGCCCUGUUCAUUGGUCAUACCAGCCUAUUGGCCCUGUUCAUUGGUCAUAACAGCCUAUUGGCCCUGUUCAUUGGUCAUAACAGCCUAUUGGCCCUGUUCAUUGGU
Salvelinus sp. IW2-2015 is the source of this 1721-nucleotide messenger RNA. Its product is annotated as basic leucine zipper transcriptional factor ATF-like 2. Gene Ontology annotation, cellular component: nucleus. Gene Ontology annotation, biological process: regulation of transcription by RNA polymerase II. The coding region runs from base 267 to 1211 and encodes 314 amino acids. The transcript is spliced from 3 exons. Lineage: Eukaryota; Metazoa; Chordata; Actinopteri; Salmoniformes; Salmonidae. The record is from RefSeq and is a predicted model, not a curated record. Gene Ontology annotation, molecular function: RNA polymerase II cis-regulatory region sequence-specific DNA binding; DNA-binding transcription factor activity, RNA polymerase II-specific.